Molecule: messenger RNA, 2650 nt
Organism: Gigantopelta aegis
Lineage: Eukaryota; Metazoa; Mollusca; Gastropoda; Neomphalida; Peltospiridae
Product: TNF receptor-associated factor 3-like
Exons: 10
Coding region: 707-2224 (505 amino acids)
Biological process (GO): regulation of apoptotic process; tumor necrosis factor-mediated signaling pathway; positive regulation of JNK cascade
Cellular component (GO): plasma membrane signaling receptor complex
Molecular function (GO): protein binding; zinc ion binding
Source: RefSeq, a predicted model, not a curated record
UUAGCCUUCAUUCAAGAAUAUGAAUAUAUAAUAAUUAUAAUCCUUUUUCACCACACAAAUGGGAUGGGUGGGGGUGGCUGAAAAUAACAUUUAGCUAGGGUCCAGCACACGUGACAACCUGUAAACAAGUCGGAGGGUGUCAGCUACAUGUAUGCGAGAGAUUCUAACUCUUUCACCACGACAGGCCGGUUUACCGGCUAGCGAUAUCUAGUGCCUCUCAGCACGACAGGCCGGUUUAGCGGCUUGUAACACCUGUUCAUAUUUGGCGCCGAGUGACGCGUCAAUAUUAUAAUUAGACAAAAUCUCGCGCGACCAUAGCUGCCAUGUGACACACUGUAAUGGCUGCUCCCAUGUUCUAGCGAAUUUUGAAUGAGUUUUUCCAAGUUUAUACUGAUAUUCUGACUGUAAUUAAACAUGAACCGAAGUGACGAAAUUUCGUCUGUUGAAAACAAUGGUAGCGAUUCAGAUGAAUGGUUUUCCGAUGAUGAAAUGUGGGCCUGAGUUUACCUGGACACAUGAGCCAUAUUCGGUUACCUGCAGAUCAACGUUUACUAAAAAUCCGGGGCCCGUAAAAGUGUUUGACGUCAACACAAACGCCAUAGAGUACUUUUCGCUAUUUGCAACAACAUCAGGAGUUGUAAACGGCUUUGCUAAAACAAUAUAAAGAAUAGUCCUACUGAAGUAAAUGUGAUUACGGUUUCUCUCGAUGGCAAAUUUGGCAUUAAAGAGUACUUUCACUGAGCUUGGACAAGAAGAUCCGGAUUUCGUUCACUUAGACGACAGAUAUAAAUGUUGUUAUUGCAAACAUGUUCUUCGCAAUUCAAUGCAAACAAGAUGUGGACAUAGUCUGUGUGAGAAAUGUGUGGAUGAAAUCUUUGCCAGCGGGGAACCAAUUGACUGUCCAGCUGCUGAAGAAGACUGUGAACGCCUGAAACGAAAUGAUAUUUCUCCUGAUUAUGGUGUCCGGAGAGAAAUCCAGAACCUGUCUAUUCAUUGCAAGAAUUCCAGUAUAGGAUGUGUUUUUUGUGCACCCUGGAAAGAUAUUGAGCAACAUGAAGAAAACGAUUGUCCAGAAGGACAGAUCCUUUGUCCGUUUGACUGUGGAGCACCUCAGAUGAAGCGAAAAGAGUUGACAGAACACUUGAUGUCAUGCACUAGAAAACCACUGGAUUGUAAAUUCAAGACCCUUGGUUGUACCUUCACUGGUAGUGCUGAUGAACUAGCCCAACAUGAACGAGAGCAUGUUUCUGAUCAUCUAGAAUUGAUAACCGUGUAUGCAGGAAGUAUGGAUUUACAGCGCAAUAACAUAAGAGAAAGACUUGAGGAACUGACCUUGGAGCGGGAAGACUUGAUGAAACAACUCUCUGAAUGUCGUCAAGAAAAUGAGUACUUAAAGAAUUCCAUAAAGAAUUUGGAGAAGAUUGUCAAAGAUACCAGGCUGAAAAUCAUGGGCCACACUAAGCAAUUGUUCACAAUGGAGCAGAGAAUGGAGGAGCUGCCACGCAAAGAAAGGUUUGAGGAGCACUCGCGCGACUUGGCAACCAUAAAAGAGAAGACGGACAGAUUACAACAACAAAUCUUGUCAAUGGACGGGGAUGCAACUGUUUCCGGAUACGGAACCCUUAAUGCUAUGGCAGAUGCAUUAACGACUCAGCUGGCUGCUCAUGACAGGCAGAUUGGCAUUCACGAUGUGAGAAUUGCCGAGAUGGAUCUGAGAUUUCAGAUCUUGGAACCUGCCAACUACGAGGGCGUGCUAGUGUGGAAGAUAAAAGAUUACAUGAGGCAAAAACAGGAAGCGAUAAACGGCAGAACCCUGUCGCUGUACAGCCAGCCGUUCUACACGUCGCAGUACGGCUACAAGAUGUGUGCCCAAGUCUACUUGAAUGGAGACCGGAAGGGUAAAAGCAUGCACAUCUCGUUGUUUUUUGUAUUAAUGCGAGGUGAGUACGACGCCUUAAUGCCCUGGCCGUUCCAGCGAAAGGUAACACUCUACCUGCUGGACCAGGCACGAAGGGGUCCUCACAUGAACGAUCUGUCGGAACAUUUCCACCCGGAUCCGAACAGCAGCAUCUUCAAACAGCCCACCUUGAUGAUGAAUAUUGCCUUGAAUUGUCCACUGGUUGUAACACAUUUGGUGGUGGAAAACCCACACAAUAAUUACCUGAAGGAUGACACCAUCAUCAUCAAAGUGGUGGUAGAAAAUGUCGCUCCUAUUAUGCAGUAACCAUAUCGCACUGUUCUCGCUGAGUGAAAAUUAAAAAAUAAAAAAAAAGUGAGAAAGAAAAGAAAGUGUAGUGUAGUGUUGCACAGCUGUACUAAAUAUUUGUGGUUGUGAUCUGAACAUUAAUCUUAGUUAACAGCUGUAGAAAUUAUGUGCUAUUAAUAAGUAGCUCAGGUGGCUAGUUCUCCUCGAUCUCAUAUAUAAAGAAAUGCAUAUAUAUAUAUAUAUAUAUAUAUAUAUAUACAUAACCAUGCUAGUAGCACAUAUAUUGCCUUGUCACUAUGAAAUACCUGCCAGUGUACAAAACCUUUGCUUGUUUUUUUUAUACUUGUGGUUGUACUAAACCAAAUAACUUCUGGCUGGGUGUUCAAGGUGCACCAAACUUUUGAUAGAGAAGUGAACACCACAAGUCCUGUGAUUGGUCAUAAA